This is a messenger RNA of Dioscorea cayenensis subsp. rotundata (Guinea yam), 1235 nucleotides long. RefSeq names its product MDIS1-interacting receptor like kinase 2-like. Bases 53 to 1042 code for a protein of 329 amino acids. The record is from RefSeq and is a predicted model, not a curated record. Gene Ontology annotation, biological process: protein phosphorylation. Lineage: Eukaryota; Viridiplantae; Streptophyta; Magnoliopsida; Dioscoreales; Dioscoreaceae. Gene Ontology annotation, molecular function: protein kinase activity; ATP binding. The transcript is spliced from 2 exons.
CAAUGUAUCUCACAACAACCUCUCAGGUCACAUCCCUGAAACAUUCUCAGACAUGAAUGAUCUAUACUCCAUUGAUUUCUCUUAUAAUAUGUUAACAGGGCCGAUUCCUUCUGGAGAAGUUUUCCAGGCAGCAUACAAGGCUUAUGUCGGUAAUGCUGCAGGUUUGUGUGGAGAUGCUAUCGGUUUGCUCUCGUGUGGGUCCAGUCCCUCAGCCGAAAGAUCUCAUAAGAACCACACGACACUACUUAUCGCUAUCACUAUCCCGGUGGUUGGAUGUUCCCUUAUGCUAGUCACCAUUGCACUAGCAUGCCGUAGACAACGGACCAGGACCAGCGAAGUGGCUGAAACUGAAAACCAUUCUUUUGUGUGGGAUACAGGCCUCAAGUUUAAACUCACAGAUGUCAUGGAAGCCAUAGAUAACUUCAAUGAAGCAUAUUGCAUAGGAAGAGGAAGUUUUGGUGUUGUGUACAAAGCUGAACUGCCCUCUGGCCAAGUAUUGGCUGUGAAACGACAUCAUUUUUCUGCCGAGAGUGACAUUCAGGAGAGAAAUGUAAGAAGUAUCUUGAAUGAGAUCCAAAUUUUGUUGGGGGUGAGGCACCGGAAUAUUGUGAAGCUACACGGAGCUUGCACAAAGAAGGGUGUCAUGUACAUGGUAUAUGACUAUGUGGAAAGAGGGAGCUUACGCGAUGCCCUGUACAGUGUGUUUGAGGCAUUGACAUUUGAUUGGGCAAUGAGAGUGAAAGUGAUUCAUGGACUGGCUCACGCUUUAGCUUACCUUCACAAUGACUGCUCACCGAACAUUUUUCAUCGAGAUAUAUCGAUAAACAAUGUCUUGUUAGAUAGUGAUUUCGAGCCGAAGGUCUCUGAUUUUGGAACUGCUAAGCUGCUGACACAUGAUGCAUCUACUUGGACUGCUAUUGUAGGCUCCUAUGGUUAUAUUGCUCCAGAGCUUGCAUACAUGACCAAGUUCACGGACAAGUGUGAUGUGUAUAGUUUCGGAGUGGUGACACUGGAGGUUAUGAUGGGAAUGCAUCCUGGAUAGCUGCUUUUGAAUUUACAAUCAAUGUCAUCAUCCUCUCAAGGAAAUGAUCUACUGCUGAAAGAUGUGUUAGACCACAGGCUGCCUCCUCCCACAGGCCAAUUAGCUGAAGAAGUUGUGUUCAUAGUGAAGAUUGCUCUAGCUUGCACUCAGACCAAGCCAGCGUCCAGGCCCGCAAUGCGUUCCAUAGCGCAAG